This is a messenger RNA of Schizosaccharomyces cryophilus OY26, 550 nucleotides long. RefSeq lists its product as uncharacterized. Bases 1 to 432 code for a protein of 143 amino acids. Lineage: Eukaryota; Fungi; Ascomycota; Schizosaccharomycetes; Schizosaccharomycetales; Schizosaccharomycetaceae. Gene Ontology annotation, molecular function: oxidoreductase activity. The record is from RefSeq and is a predicted model, not a curated record. The transcript is spliced from 2 exons.
AUGGCAGAAGCCGUAGUGCCUUAUCUUCCCAAAAAUGGAGGUAGAAUUAUUAUUAUUGGAAGCAUUGCUGGAAGAAAUGCAGUUCCGCAGAUCCCCUUAUAUUGUGCAAGCAAAGCAGCAAUCGAAGGUUUCACAAGAUGUUGGGCUGCUGAGUUAGGCCCUCAAGGCCAUACCGUCAAUCAAGUCAAUCCGGGAGCCGUUGACACGGAUAUGUUAAAGGGACUUGGAGAAGGAGCCAAGGCUUUUGCAGAAAAUACGCCCUUCGAGAAUCGUUUUGGUUUGCCCCAAGAUAUAGCAGAUGUAGUUGCUUUUCUUGUUGACGAGAGUAGUCGAUGGAUCACUGGGCAAGUGAUUUCAGCUUCUGGUGGGUUGCGAAUUUUGGAAGAUAUUUUUGUCACUGUAGAAGUCUCACACGUUAUUGCAAUUGUCUAACAAGUGGAAAUAUUAAGUACAAUUUAUAAGGAUGUAUUUCAAUUAGACGAUUUGGUACUACGUGGAAGAAUAGCAAUAACGUCCAAGGAUCUGAUUAACUGAAUAACAUUGACUUUCA